AUGGAGCCUGCGGAGCUCUACCAUCAGCUGAGCGUGGAGCUUGGUCGGGGCGGGGUGGACGUCUGCCACCUCCUGGCUCUAGGCUGGUACAACGAUAGCAUCCCAGAUGAACUAGGCGCGAGAAUCCCUGCCCACGGCGCCGCCGGCCAGGACGCGCUGGCUGUGCUCAUCGGCAACAGCCGGGCCAUCUGGGAGGCGUUCCUGGAGGCGCUGGGCGCCAGCGAGGAGCUGCAGGAGGCGUGCAGCCCGCUGGAGCUGUACCUGGAGCGCACCGUGUGCUCCAGCCUGGCCGCCGCCGCACCCGGGCUGCGUCACCGCAUCUACUGGAGCCACCGCCGCACGGGCGACCUGCAGGCGCCCGCCGGCGGCGGCGGCGCCAGCGAGCAUGUCGCCUUCCAGCGCAUGGCGCACCACAGCGGGCUGGCGUUUUUGGACCACGACUCACACCUCUGCCUGCACCCGCGCUUCGGCCCCUGGUUCAGCCUGCGCUGCGUGGUCAUCUUUGACGAUGUGCCCUACGCAGCCCCCAAGCCCGAGGAGCUGCCCAACCCCCUCCCCGCCGCCACCCGCCUGUACGUGCGCAUGGCGCUGCACACGGCAGUGCACAACACCAGCCGCAAGUUCCACCUGCCGGAGGUGGAUGUGGAGGCGGCAGAGGCGGUGAUUGCCGAGGCCAGCUUCGAGCCUGUGCUGGAGGGGGACAGCGAGGAGGAGGAGGAGCAGGAGGGGGGGCAGCCAGGGCCCUCCGCCUGCCCCAGCAGCGGCGCCCGCAGCACGAUAGGCAGCGACCCCGAGAGCGUCAGCGGCGGCAGCACCCCGUGCGCCAGCAGCGGCUGCAGCAGCCCGCGGUCGGGGCUGGAUGUGGCGUCGCUGCCCCCCGCCAGCCCCAAGCAGGUCACGGCAGCCGCCGGCCGCCUGGCCGGUGCCGCGCAGCCGCAGGCGGCGCCGCUGCCGGUGCCUGGCUCGGCGGCGGCAGAGGAGCCCGCCGCCUGCCGCUCCGGCUCUGGCCUCAGCGCCAGCCUCAGCAGCCCGCCCCUGGGCAGCCUGGGCAGCAUCUGCUCGCGGCGCAGCAGCCUGGGCAUGGAGGGCAAGCCCAGCUUCCGGGCGGUGGCGGCCAACUGGCGGGCGUGGGUGUCCGUGCGGGACAGCCCCUGCCCAGGCCACCCCAUGCGGUACAGCGAGGAGCAGAUAGAGUACCACUACACACGCAACCGCAUGGUGCUGGCCAAGGCGCUGCUGCGCCGCAACCUGGGCCCCAGCACCCCGGUGCUGCCGGUCAGCGGGCUGCUGGAUCCGGCGCUGCAGUCGUUCCACGCCGCCACCCGUCAGGCUCAGAAGGCGGCGGUGCGCCGCGACUACUCGGCUCUGGCGCCCGCCCCCGCGGGGCCCCCAGCAGCCGGAAUCACCGCGCCCUCAGCCGAGCAGCCGGGGCGCCCAGCACUUGACUAUGGCACGCGCCGCACCUUAUCGACUGAGGAGGGCUGCCGUGCUGCAUUGGAUGACACUUGCUACUUUGGGCUUGCUAACUUGCUACGGCUGCCCUUUCUUAUCCCUUCUCAUCUUAUCUCAUCACACUGGCACCUGCCCUUUUGA
Chlorella variabilis is the source of this 1593-nucleotide messenger RNA. RefSeq lists its product as hypothetical. The coding region runs from base 1 to 1593 and encodes 530 amino acids. NCBI's taxonomy places the organism in Eukaryota, Viridiplantae, Chlorophyta, Trebouxiophyceae, Chlorellales, Chlorellaceae. Gene Ontology annotation, cellular component: cytoplasm. Gene Ontology annotation, molecular function: cyanocobalamin reductase (cyanide-eliminating) (NADP+) activity; demethylase activity; FAD binding. The transcript is spliced from 6 exons. The record is from RefSeq and is a predicted model, not a curated record. Gene Ontology annotation, biological process: cobalamin metabolic process.